ACAUUUUGUGUGCAUGCGACGCCAAAAAACUAAUAGAAACGUGAGUUAUAAAAGUAAUUCCAGCGGCAGAGCCAAGCCUCAGUUUUACAUGAGCUACCAAAGGCGGAAGAACGUUUCUGGAGGCUCAAGGAGCAGCAUUGGAGGCCAUCGAGGAGUCGAAAUCACUGGUUUGCUGCCGCAUUCUUGUCGUGACUGCGGCGCAUUAAAUCACCGGGAAAUAAGCGGCGACGAACAACAACCGGAAGUUCAGCGCGAAACGAGCAACUGGUGGUCACCAACAUGGAGGUUUACGCCUGGGGUGCCAAUUCUCACGGCCAGCUCGGCCUUGGCUUUGAGUCCGAAUUGUGCAUGACACCGCAGCGGGUGACCAGGUGCUCCUUCGCCGCCCCCCAAGUUAAAUUCAUUCGUGGAGGUGGUGGCCACGUCCUCAUUCUCGACACAAAUGGAAGGGUACAUGCCUGCGGAUGGAACAAUCGUGGUCAACUUGGACUUGACUCGACGGAGGAGUGCCACAACGAGUUCAAGAUGAUUCCCACCGAAUAUUUUGGGGAAGUACCAGUGGAAACCAUCAGUUGUGGUUGGGACAUUUCAGGAGCCAUUACGGUGACCAAACGCCUUUAUGUCUGGGGCUCGAAUGCCUUCCAGCAGUUAGGCAUUUGCCAGCGGGGAUUUAUAGCCGUUAGACGACCCAUGCCAGUGAAACUUCCCCGGGAAGAAUCCGCUUUAAGGAUCAGCUUUGGCCUGCGACAUUGUGCUGUCCUAACACAGGACAACAAAAUCUAUGUGUUCGGACGACUCAGGAUCAUGGAUCCUCCGCCUAUCGAGCUUGAUAUAACGGCCACCUGCCUGCACCGCUGCAAUACGGUCAAGAUACAGGCUCAUAACCCCAAUGAACUUCGGAUAGUUUCCAUUUCAAGUGGGCAGAAUCAUAUGCUGCUCAAGUGCGUAGAUCUAAGCGAAUUGGGUGGCGGCAGCACUAAGAGAAUCCUCACAUUAGGAGACAAUAAAUUCGGACAGUCCAAUGCCUUUCAGUUCGAGGAGGAUGUGCGGCAAUUGGCAGUGGGUUGGACCCACAAUGCAGCAGUGCUGAAGAACAAUGAGAUCCUCGUAUGGGGUCGCAAUUGCUAUGGUCAAUUGGGAAUCGGCUCGUUCAGCGAUCAGCAGGCUAUACCCACACCACUUCGCUUAAAGCUUCCAGAGGAUCAGAGUCCGGCUAGGAUUCAUAUGGGUGCCGAGCACGGGCUGUUGAGGUCUACGGCUGGAGAGGUUUACACCUGGGGAUGGAACGAGCAUGGAAAUUGUGGUAACAACAGCACUGAAAAUUUAUGUACUCCAACCCUUUUAGAGCUGCCACCAGUUAAAUUGUGCGGCGCUGGAGCCGGAUUCUGUUAUGCCAUUACAGAGCCUGUUAACUGAUUUGUAUUUGCAUGUCCUGACGCUUUGUUUAAUUUUUAACUUAGGGCCCAUUGUGUAAUAUUUGUGUACAGCUUUGUUAAAACUUUUAAAAUAAAAGUACUACUGUUGAGAAUAAA
Messenger RNA from Drosophila eugracilis, 1532 nucleotides. RefSeq names its product secretion-regulating guanine nucleotide exchange factor. Lineage: Eukaryota; Metazoa; Arthropoda; Insecta; Diptera; Drosophilidae. The transcript has 4 exons. The record is from RefSeq and is a predicted model, not a curated record. Bases 280 to 1416 code for a protein of 378 amino acids.